Messenger RNA from Colias croceus (clouded yellow), 1187 nucleotides. RefSeq names its product dnaJ homolog shv (gene shv). Gene Ontology annotation, molecular function: misfolded protein binding. Gene Ontology annotation, biological process: protein maturation; protein folding. NCBI's taxonomy places the organism in Eukaryota, Metazoa, Arthropoda, Insecta, Lepidoptera, Pieridae. Bases 3 to 1064 code for a protein of 353 amino acids. Gene Ontology annotation, cellular component: endoplasmic reticulum. The record is from RefSeq and is a predicted model, not a curated record. The transcript has 5 exons.
UCAUGCUCCUCAGGUCGACAUACGUUUGUAUCAUUUACUUCAUAUCAACUUUAGUUUUAGUAACCGCUGGUCGGGAUUUUUAUCAAAUACUUGGCGUAUCACGCUCGGCAUCAACAAAUGAUAUUAAAAAAGCCUAUAGAAAAUUAGCAAAAGCUCUGCAUCCAGAUAAGAAUCAAGACGACCCAGAUGCAUCGCAGAAGUUUCAAGAUCUUGGAGCCGCAUAUGAGGCCCUGUCAGACCCUGAAAAAAGAGAGUUGUACGAUAGGUGCGGCGAAGAUUGCUUGAAGAAAGAUGGUAUGAUGAACAAUAAUGAUCCCUUUGCAAGCUUUUUCGGUGAUUUUGGUUUUCAUUUUGGUGGCGAGUCUCAGCAACAUGAAACACCUAGAGGGGCGGAUGUUGUUAUGGAACUUACUGUUACAUUAGAAGAACUAUAUAAUGGAAAUUUCAUUGAAAUUACCCGUAACAAACCAGUAAUAAAGCCUGCAUCAGGGACUCGAAAAUGUAAUUGUAGACAAGAGAUGGUAACUAGAAAUCUGGGUCCAGGUCGUUUCCAGAUGAUGCAACAAACAGUCUGUGAUGAGUGUCCUAAUGUUAAGUUAGUUAAUGAAGAGAGGCUUUUAGAAAUUGAGGUUGAAGUGGGUGCACCAGACAACCAUAAGACAAAAUUAAGAGGUGAAGGAGAACCACACAUGGAUGGUGAGCCAGGCGACUUGGUCAUUGUGUUCCGUACAGAAAGGCAUCAACAAUUCACAAGACGCGGAGAUGAUUUAUACACAAAUGUCACUAUAUCUUUACAGGAUGCCCUAACUGGAUUCACAUUGGAAUUAAUACAUCUUGAUGGUCAUAAAGUGUCAGUAUCAAGGGAUAAAGUGACAUGGGCUGGGGCUCGUGUGAGGAAGAAGGGAGAAGGCAUGCCCAACUUUGAAAAUAACAACCUACAUGGUAACCUGUAUGUCACGUUUGACAUAGAUUUUCCAAAACAAGACUUUACUGAUGAUGAAAAAGAAGCUUUGCGGAAAAUCCUCCGACAAUCACCAAAUAAUAAAGUGUAUAAUGGACUUUAGUGAAAUAAAAAUUGACUUUAAUUUAUUUAAGUAGUAGUGAAUUUGAGUGGUAUGAUCAUAUAACAUGUGAGUCAAUAUAUGAAAGCUCAACGGUUUUUGUAAAAUAAAGUUGUCAUGUACCUA